This is a messenger RNA of Elephantulus edwardii (Cape elephant shrew), 3507 nucleotides long. It is a transcript of the gene POM121C, whose product is annotated as POM121 transmembrane nucleoporin C. NCBI's taxonomy places the organism in Eukaryota, Metazoa, Chordata, Mammalia, Macroscelidea, Macroscelididae. Gene Ontology annotation, biological process: RNA export from nucleus; protein import into nucleus. The record is from RefSeq and is a predicted model, not a curated record. Bases 1 to 3507 code for a protein of 1168 amino acids. The transcript has 13 exons. Gene Ontology annotation, molecular function: structural constituent of nuclear pore. Gene Ontology annotation, cellular component: nuclear pore.
AUGUCUCCGGCGGCUGGAGCGCCUGGACCCGAUGGAGGCGCUGAGCGGCGGCGGCCGAUAGCGAGCACCCGGGAGGGACGCGGCGGCAGCGGCAGCUCGACAGGCGUGGUGCUGGUCGGCGUGUCGCUGCUGGGCCUCGUGCUGUACCUGGUGCCGGCGGCGGCCGCGCUGGCCUGGCUGGUCGUGGGGGCUACCGCGGCCUGGUGGGGACUGAGCCGCGAGCCCCGAGCUGCGCGCGCCUUUCCCUCGCUUGGUCGGAACCCGCGGCGCCAGCGGACGCUGUUGACGGCGCCUCCCGCCAAGUCGCCGGUAAACGGAAACCUCUUCGAGCCGCGGACUUUGCUGGAAGGACCCGACCCAGCCGAACUGCUCCUCAUGGGCAGUUACCUGGGGAAACCUGGCCCUCCGCAGCCUCCGCACGCCCGGGAUGGCAGGGACCUGCGAGAGGGGCCCGGCGGCCGGCCCGCCGCCCGCCCCGCGCUGCCCGCUCACCGCGCCCACCACCUCCAGCCCUCGUCCCCCGCUGCCCUUCUCCGCACCUCUCGGAGGCCUCCCCACAGGGAUUGUGGGACUUCACCAAAUCGGUUUGUAAUAACACCUCGGAGACGCUAUCCAAUCCAGCAGGCCCAGUAUUCUUUCCUGGGGUCCCUCCCCACAGUGUGCUGGAAUGGUUAUCACAAGAAGGCUGUGCUGUCUCCUCGCAAUUCCAAGAUGGUGUGCAGCCCAGUGACCGUAAGGAUCGCCCCACCUCACAGCAAGUUGGUUCGCUCGGCAGUACCGGAGCAGAUAGUUGGCUCGUCACUGUCCUCACCAUCAGCUAAUACUCCAGACCCAUGUGCGAGGGAGACUGUCCUGCGUGCCCUCAAGGAGAGGAAGAAAAGAACAGUGGAGGAGGAAGACCCACUGGUCUCUGAUGGCCAGGAAAAUAAAAGAAGGCGCCAUGAUAGCAGUGGAAGUGGACAUUCAGCAUUUGAGCCCCUGGUGGCCAAUGGAGUCCCUGCAGCUUUUGUGCCAAAACCUGGGUCUCUGAAGAGAGGCUACAACGCCCAGAGUGCAGACGACCACUUGAAUAAGAGGUCCCGCACCUCCUCUGUGAGCUCCUUGACGAGCACCUACGUGCGAGGCAUCCCAUGUUCAAGCCGUAAUGCUAUCACCAGUUCCUAUAGCUCUUCUCGCGGUGUCUCUCAGCUGUGGAAGAGAAGUGGGCCCAGUUCAUCACCUUUCUCUAGUCCAGCCUCAUCCCGCUCCCAGACACCAGAGAGGCCAGCAAAGAAAAUGAGAGAAGAAGAGCUUAAUCAUCUUUCUAGGUCUUCAACUCCACUGGUAACAGAAAAAGAAUCCCAGGGAGAAAAGGUUGCAGAUACAACCACACAGAAGCAACAAAACGUGUGGCAUUCCCCAUCAACACCUAGGAGCUCUGGGCGGCGGAAACGGAAGGUUCAACUGCUGCCUUCCAGGCGAGGAGACCAGCUGACAUUGCCUCCACCUCCCCAGCUUGGUUAUUCAGUAACUGCUGAAGACCUCGACUUGGAAAAGAAAAUCGCAUUGCAGUGGUUUAACAAGGUCUUGGAAGAUAAAUCCUCGCCACCAUCCCUCCCAACCCCAAGCCCUACCCCACUGCUGGAGAGCUUGAAGAAGACGCAGAAUUCCCCAGGCCCACCUGCCUUCCCAGAAUCUACUGGAGUAGCUACCACUGCGGCCUCUUUGUCUCUGAAGACACCCAGUCUUCUGGCCCCCAUUGAGACUUCACAGUCAGGGACCUCUGCGGACUCAAAACCCACAGCCACUUUCUCAGGCCUGACCUCUGAGUCCACCAUCAAGUCACCUCCAGUCCUCCAAGCUGAGACUUCUGCCAAAUCCCAAGCCCCAUCCCCAAUCCCCAAACCUAGUAUUCUUUUUGGAAUGUUGAGCACCCCAACUUCUAACCCUCCUGCAGCUCCUGCUGUAUCCUCAACACCACCCAUGUUUAAGCCCAUUUUUGAGGCCACACCUAAAAGUGAGACUCCUCCAGCCACAACUACCACAGCUCCCAGCUCUGCCCCCACGGCAGUUCCUAGCACCCCAACCCUCACUUUCAAGCCCAUCUUUAGCAACAUGGAACCACCAACAUCUUUGCCCUUGUCAACUCAUUUCUCCUUUAAGCCAACAGCUACUCCAGCCACUACCACAGCUGCUCCCCUCUUCACUGGCCUCUCCAGCACCACCUCCGUCACAGCCCCCGUCACCACAGCCAGCACCUCCGCAGACUCGGCUUCAAAGCCUGCUUUCAACUUUGUUGUAAACAGUGUGGCGACCACCACGAGCAACCUGACUAACACCACUUCCGCUUCUGCUUCCACAUCCGCUUCCACUUCUACUUCCCAGCCUUUCCUCUUUGGGGCCCCCCCUACCUCUGGUGCUGGCUUUACCCCAGCCAUGCCCUCCAUAUUCCAAUUUGGCAAGCCUCCUGCCAUACCUGCUUCAACAACAGCCACCACCUUGAGCCAGUCCCUCUCCAAUGGUGCCGCGACGGCCCCUGGCAGCACCGCUGCUGGCUUUGGUGGGUUUGGCAGCACCCUCACCACCUCAGCACCAGUUACCACCAGCCAGCCAACUCUGACCUUCAGUAGCACCACCACCCCAGCAUUCAACAUUCCGUUUGGUUCAAGCACCAAGCCUCCUCUCCCAUCAUACCCAGGAGCCAACCCCCAGCCCAUAUUUGGUGCCACUGAUGGGCAGCAGCCAGGGGCCACCAAGCCAGCCCUGGCCCCAAGCUUCGGCAACUCUUUCACCUUCGGAAACACCGCAGCUUCAGCCCCAACCGUGACUCCAGCCCCAACCCCUGCUCAACCUGCCUUCGGCAGUACCACACAAGCGGCCUUUGGUGGUUUGAAACCCCCAGCCUCCACCUUUGGCACUCCUGCCAGCACCCAGCCAGCCUUCGGCAGCACCACCGCUAUCUUCUCUUUUGGUGCAGCCACCACCUCUGGCUUUGGGGCUACCACCCAGCCAACCAGCAGUGGGGCCAGCAGCUCAGUGUUUGGCGGCUCAACACCAUCGCCCUUCACAUUUGGGGGCUCAGCAGCACCAGCCGCCAGUGGGGGUUUUGGGAUCGGUGUGGCUAACCCGGGCACCAGUGCCACCCCCGGAGGAUUCAGCUUUGGAGCAGGACAGAGUGGGACCACCAGCACCACCACCCCUUUUGGGGGAGGCUUGAGUCAGAGCACCCUAGGCACACCAAGCCAGAGCAGCACGCCCUUCGCCUUCAAUGUGGCCAGUGCACCUGAGAGCAAACCUGUGUUUGGAGGCACCUCCACGCCUACCUUUGGCCAGAACGCACCUGCCCCUGGAGUGGGCACAUCAAGCAACAGCCUCUCCUUUGGGACGUCCUCCACUCCAGCCGCGGGCUUUGUCGGAGUCGGGCCUUUUGGAUCGGCAGCACCUUCCUUUUCCAUUGGUGCGGGUUCCAAGACCUCAGGGGCUCGACAGCGCCUGCAAGCCCGAAGGCAGCACAACCGAAAGAAGUAG